AUGGAAGCGUCUGUGAGGUCGCAUCCCGCAUGCGCAGGGGUAACCACCGCGGAGGAUGUCGCAUACUACACCCGCAGUGUACAAACGGAGAUGGAGAAAAUGCUCGACCAGGAUUGGAUGGCGGUUAUAAUGGGGUCAAUGAAGUCUCACCUGCAAGAUUACUCGGCGCUCCGAAAUGUAGACAUAGUCGCUGGACUGAUUUCUCCACCAAGGCCUCGAUCGCCGGAACCACCGUUGUACGACAUACCCCCGCCUCCCUACGACGAUGUGAUCCAUGAUCUGCCACCCGAAUACUCUGCGCUACCUCCGCUAGCAGAGCGCAAAUACUGUGUGGGGAAGGUUGCGCCCAAAAGCCGGGGAAAAUCACAGAGUCAAACAUCCUCCGUGCUGAAAGAUUGCAUCCGCCCCUGCAAAGAAAGCACCACCUGCAUCUCCUCCGCCGCCACCACCACCACCGGCAGGGGGGAUGGCGGAGGGGACGACAAUUCCAACGGUGGUGGUGAUGGGGCUGCUGGUGGUUCCGGCGGCGCUGGAGACGGCGACGGGAAUGGCGAUGGUGGGGAUGGAGGUGAUGACCUUGGCGAUUGGAGUACAACCACAAAGAAAAAGGACAAGAAGAAAAAGAAAGAGGAGGAAGAGCAAGAGAGACUAGCCAAGGAGGAAGAAGAACGCAAAGCCGCCGAGGCCAGUGCUGCCAACAAUCUUAGCUGGGCUGAGGAUGAUACUGGUGGUGGCGGUGAUGAUUCUUGGGCUGGCUUUGCGACUGUAGGAAAAAAGAAAAAAGGAAAGGAUGGAGCCGCGCCCCCGGGGGCGUUCCAAGACGUAAGUUUGAACAGUGUCGCACCUCAAUUGGACCUGAACUUCGACACUCCGGCUCCCAAAACCGGCGGAACUGGGUUCGCUUUCGGAGGAUGGGGCAAGACUUGGAACACCGGUAGUAAGCUGGAUCCUCUUGGAGACCCUCCCGAAAGCGAACCGAAGGGCAACAACCCUUGGGCAACAACAACGAAGAAGACGUCUCAAACGUCUGCCGGUGACUUCGACUUUAACUUGGGCUCUGCACCCCCUCCGGAAACUAAGAAAGAAGACGUCUGGGGAGGCGGCGAUGAAACGACGAAGGACGAAAAGACCGCCGAACCCGAGGCCCCUGCGCCUCCACCUCCGCCUGCACCCAGGCCCGAUUUCACUAAGGAAGCUUGGUAUUUGGGUCUUUCUAAGAAGGAGCAGCGAAAAGCUAAGAAGGACAUGGAGAAGAAAUACAAAGAUGAGGAUGAUGCUGCUGCAGCUGCAGCUGAAGCUGCUGCAAAGGAAGCGGCAGAGCUGGAAGCAGCCAAGGCUGCCGCCCAACCUGAACCCGAGCCUGAGCCGGUAGUCGAGGAGACACAGAAAGAGCCGGACAAUGAUGUUGGCUUCAGUUGGGGUGUUCCAGUCAAAUCAAAGGAUAAAAAGAAGAAGAAGAUUGACCUUCUUGCUGAUACCUCACCGGGAGAGGGUGACUGGACUGGCGGAUGGGCUACCUCUGGCAAGAAAAAAGCAGAACCAGAGCCAGAACCCAUACCGGAGCCGGAGCCGGAGCCGGAACCUGAACCUGAGCCUGAGCCUGAACCUGAACCUGAACCUGAGGCCCCCAAAGUUGCUCUCGAUCCUCUCUACGAUGAUUGGCACACUAUAUCGUCCAAGGAACGCAAGAAGCGAGAAAAGCAAUUGGUGCGGAAAGGCCUUCCUAUUCCCGGCAAGGGUUUCGAGCUCCCGUCCGACACGCCGCCUAAAGAAGAACCUGAACCAGUUGUUGAACCCGAACCUGAACCUGAGCCUGCACCAGAGCCCGAACCCGAAAACCCGGCUGAAGACGAUUCAUGGGAUGUCUGGGGGCCUGUUAAGGAGAAGAAGAAAAAGAAGAGUAAAGAGGUCGAAGAACCUCCUCCACCCGCGCCUACUCCUCCUGCUCAGGGCUUGACUCCGGAGCCCGAAGCUUUCAAUGACAACGCUGGCGACAUCUGGGCGGAUCUAGCCCCCAAAACCUCAAAAGGUUCCAAGAAGAUCACAAAAGCCAUCGAAUCUCCCAAAGAAGAAAAAUCGUCCAAGUCGUUCUGGUCGACGUUAACGGGCGGAUCGACGAGCAAAACCAAAUCAACGAAGAAGACUGAUGAGAAAUCCAAAACCAAACAAGAGGAGGAAGACUUGCUCAUUGAUGUUGAAAACGAUCCAGAGCCGCCCGCGGAGGCAGAACCAGAACCUGAGCCGGAGCCUGAGCCUGAGCCGGAACCCGAGCCUCCUGCUCCAGAAAAGACGUCCAAAUCUAGAACCUCCAAACUCAGUGUGGCAGAGCGCAUCAAGGCCCUGGAACAAGCCAAGAAAGAGAAGGCAAAAGAAGAGAAACUGAUCGCGAAGGGUAAAUCCAAGGAAAAGAAAGUCGACCCGGAGCCCGCACCUGAGCCCGAGGAAGCUCCAAUGAAGAAGAGCUCAAAGUUGAAGACCAAGACGUCAUCCAAAGAGGAAGCUCCUGACUCAGAAGAGGAGAGGAAAAUCUCGAAGGAUUCCGUUCCUGGAAGCUUCCCAGACUUUGGAGAUGAACCCGAGCCACAACCUGAGCCUGAACCCGAGCCCGAACCGGAACCGGAGCCGGAGCCAGAGCCAGAGCCGCCAGCGCCAGAUCUUUCAAAGAUGUCGAAGAAGGAACUGAAGAAGUACAAAAAGGCCGAAGCCGAGAAAGCCGCAGCCGCAGCCGAAGCCGAAGCAGCUGCAGCAGCGGCUGCAGCGGCUGCCAGAGAACCAACCCCACCGCCGGCGGAUGAGCCAGAAGUUCCAGAGCCAGAAGCAGAACCGGAGCCCGAGCCAGCGGUCGAAGUUGUACCAGAGGCGGCCGAAGAGGAGGGCAAAGAAGGGUCUGUGGCACCUUCACCGGAGCCUGCUGAAACGCCUCCUAAGUCCUCCAAGAAGGAACGAGCCCGCAAUGAACGCAAUACGAACACGUCUUCGUGGGGCUUCUGGGGCACUGCGCCGCCUCCGAAGAAAGCCAGUAAGAAGGAGACCAAGACCUCGGAGGAAGCAGAGCAACCAAAGAAGAAAGAGUCCACCCGAGAGCGCUCUCCUGCUGCAGUGCGACCGAAGUCUUCAAAAUCUCGACCGAAAGACCCUGAGCCAGAAGCUGAAAAGUCAUCUUCUGACCGGGAAAAGCGCCGCGAACGAGAGGGACGAACCUCGAAAAACCAACGUGGCGUGGCUUUGGCCACCAUGGUACUAGGUACAACCCCGCCCAGAAGCAAAUCGACUCGCAAACAGGGGUCUUCGUCAAAACCCGUAUCCAGGCGGCCAUCAGUGGAUGCAGAUGACCAACCUGUUCCGACAUCUCCGGAGGAGAAGCCGGAGGUUUCUGAUAAGGCAGCCAAGUUGAUGGGCGUGAACCCUUCCAAGCCUCGGCGUGAGCGCCCGCGCACGGACGGCCGAAAAGGAGGUAUGUAUCUUCUUGUCACUUUUAUCUGCUUCUUGCUGACUUACCGUUGUACAUAG
Messenger RNA from Penicillium bovifimosum, 3510 nucleotides. RefSeq lists its product as uncharacterized. Lineage: Eukaryota; Fungi; Ascomycota; Eurotiomycetes; Eurotiales; Aspergillaceae. The transcript has 3 exons. The coding region runs from base 1 to 3510 and encodes 1169 amino acids. The record is from RefSeq and is a predicted model, not a curated record.